Cygnus atratus (black swan) is the source of this 1143-nucleotide messenger RNA. RefSeq names its product visual system homeobox 2 (gene VSX2). The coding region runs from base 1 to 1143 and encodes 380 amino acids. The transcript is spliced from 5 exons. Lineage: Eukaryota; Metazoa; Chordata; Aves; Anseriformes; Anatidae. Gene Ontology annotation, biological process: regulation of transcription by RNA polymerase II. Gene Ontology annotation, cellular component: nucleus. Gene Ontology annotation, molecular function: sequence-specific double-stranded DNA binding; DNA-binding transcription factor activity, RNA polymerase II-specific. The record is from RefSeq and is a predicted model, not a curated record.
AUGACGGGCAAAGCGGGCGCGGCGCUGGCCCCCAGCCUGCCCGGCAAGCCCAAGCCCGACGGCGCGGCCGCCGCCGCCCCGCCGCCACCGCCUCCGCCGCCCCCCGCGGCGGGGGCCAAGCCCAGCUCCGGGCCCACCCCUCCCCGCUGCACCGGUUUCGGCAUCCAGGAGAUCCUGGGCUUGAACAAGGAGCCGCCGUCGCACCCGCGGGCCGCCCUGGACUCGCUGCCCGCCGGGCACCUGCUGGCGGCCCGCUCCGUCCUCAGCCCCGCCGGGGUGGGCGGCGUGGGCAUGGGGCUGCUGGGGGCCGGCGGCAUCCCCGGCUUCUACACGCAGCCCACCUUCCUGGAGGUGCUCUCCGACCCCCAGAGCGUCCACCUGCAGCCGCUGGCCCGGGCCCCCGGGCAGCUGGACAGCAGCCAGACGGCCAGCUCAGAUUCCGAAGAUGUCUCCUCCAGCGACCGAAAAACGUCCAAAUCCUCCCUCAGCCAGAGCAAGAAACGAAAGAAGAGGCGGCACAGGACAAUCUUCACAUCCUACCAACUGGAGGAGCUGGAAAAGGCCUUCAAUGAGGCUCACUACCCUGACGUGUAUGCUAGAGAGAUGUUGGCCAUGAAAACAGAGUUGCCAGAAGACAGGAUACAGGUUUGGUUCCAGAACCGCCGGGCCAAGUGGAGGAAGCGGGAGAAGUGCUGGGGCCGGAGCAGCGUGAUGGCCGAGUACGGGCUCUACGGCGCCAUGGUGCGUCACUCCAUCCCGCUGCCCGAGUCUAUCCUCAAGUCGGCCAAGGAUGGCAUCAUGGAGUCCUGCGCACCCUGGCUCCUGGGGAUGCACAAAAAGUCUCUGGAAGCAGCGGCUGAGGCGGGGAGGAAGACGGAGGUGGAGCGCCAGGCCCUGCCCAAGCUUGACAAGGGUGACAAGGAAGAGAGGGGCCCAGAUCCCAAAACCGCCAUUUCCCAGGAGGAACUGAGAGAAAACAGCAUUGCCGCCCUCAGGGCUAAAGCUCAGGAGCACAGCACCAAAGUCCUGGGGACCAUCGCUGGGGACACCCCCAGGAAGCCAGAGAAAGGGGAGGAGGCAGCGGAGGACGAGAGGCAGACGGAGAAGUCCAGCGUGUCGCAGAAGGAGGAGCAGCUGAUCUAG